Jatropha curcas is the source of this 1662-nucleotide messenger RNA. Its product is annotated as Cystathionine beta-synthase (CBS) protein. The record is from RefSeq and is a predicted model, not a curated record. Lineage: Eukaryota; Viridiplantae; Streptophyta; Magnoliopsida; Malpighiales; Euphorbiaceae.
CUAUUAACUGAUAUGCCUAAACCAAUGAAUUCAACAUAUGGAAAUAUAUCUUUAUGGCCUAAAAACGGCGAGUCGUAAAAACUGAAGUCAUAACAAAUCCAAAUAAGACAUUAUAUAUAUACAUCGCAUUAAUGAACUAAAGGGAAUGAUAAUAAUUGGGUGAGUAUAGGUAUGGCACAAGCACAAAAGAUGUGGGGAAGUUCAAAACUUGCAAAUUGUGAUGCUUAUUUUGAGAUGAUACAGUCCAGGAAGAAAUUACCACAGCCAUUGCAGGAGACUUUAACUUCUGCAUUUGCAAGGAUUCCAGUCUCAUCAUUCCCACUAGUGCCUGGAGGCAAAGUCAUUGAGAUUCCAGCAGAAACAUCCGUUGCUGAUGCUGUCAAGAUUUUAUCCAAAUGCAACAUAAUGUCUGCUCCAGAAAAAACAGAUGCAGGAACCAGUUCUGACUGGAGAGAUACAUACCUAGGAAUUCUAGAUUACUCGGCAAUUGUUCUUUGGGUGUUAGAGAGUGCAGAACUUGCAGCUGUUGCUUUAUCCGCCAGUACUACGACAGUUGCUGGUGUGGUUGCUGGAGCUUUAGGCACUACUGGAGCAGUAGCAUUGGGCAUCACAGGUCCAGAUGCAAUUGCUGGGCUAACUGCUGCUGCAGUUGGUGCCGCUGUAGCUGGUGGCGUGGGUGCAGAUAAGGGGCUAGGAAAAGAUGCUCCUGCAGCUGCUAACAACUUGGGGGAGGAUUUCUACAACGUUAUCCUUCAAGAAGAACAUUUCAAGUCAACCACUGUGAGAUCAGUACUAAAAUCAUACCACAGUGCGCCUUUCCUUCCAGUAGCAACAGACAGUUCAAUGUUGAGCGUCUUACUUCUGCUCUCAAAGUAUAGGCAGCGAAAUGUACCUGUGAUUGAACCAGGAAAACCUGAAAUUCAGAACUUCAUUACUCAAUCUGCAUUUGUCCUUGGUCUAGAGGGAUGCAAGGGAAGGGAUUGGUUUGAUUGUAUUGCUUCACGAAGUAUUUCAGAUUUUGGACUUCCUUUCAUGUCUGCUGAUGAGGUUGUUAGCAUCCAGAGCAGUGAAUUGAUUUUAGAAGCUUUCAAGCAAAUGAGAGAGAACCAAAUUGGUGGUCUUCCAGUUGUAGAGGGUCCAAAGAAGAAAAUUGUCGGGAGUCUAAGCAUAAGGGAUAUAAGGCAUUUGUUGCUCGAACCAGAACUUUUCACCAAUUUCAGGCAGCUCACUGUAUCAGAUUUCACACAAAUCAUCAGCUCAACCCAAGAAACAGGCAGAGUCAUCCCGCCAAUAACAUGCAAGGUGGAUGUAACUCUUGGUAGUGUGAUCCAUAUUCUUGCUUCAAAGUCAGUUCACCGAAUUUAUGCAGUUGCUGGGAAUGAAAAUGAAAUAGCUGGUGUGAUUACACUCAGAGAUGUGAUCGCUUGUUUCGUAUAUGAGCCCCCCAACCAUUCUGAUAACUAUUUGGGCUUUUCAGUAAAAGAUGUUUUGAAUGAUUGAUAAUGCUUAUAUAAACAUCUAUAAUAACUUCAGGAGAUGCAGAAAAACAAGAUCUUGUUAGAGACUAGCAAGAGUGGAGUUGAAACUGUUAUAUCCAUCAUAGCGUAAUGUAGUUCCUUCUUAUGUAACUCCAAUCAAACUAUAUCCUGGCAGUUUUCUUAA